Molecule: messenger RNA, 2167 nt
Organism: Pecten maximus
Lineage: Eukaryota; Metazoa; Mollusca; Bivalvia; Pectinida; Pectinidae
Product: beta-hexosaminidase subunit beta-like
Exons: 13
Coding region: 16-1752 (578 amino acids)
Biological process (GO): glycosaminoglycan metabolic process; ganglioside catabolic process; carbohydrate metabolic process
Cellular component (GO): membrane
Molecular function (GO): beta-N-acetylhexosaminidase activity
Source: RefSeq, a predicted model, not a curated record
GGAAUUACAUAGCCUAUGUUAGCUUGUAUUCUGUCUGACAUGGAUACUAAACCGACAUUCUGUAUUGUGUUUAUGUGCUGUGUAUGCCUCGUCAAAGGUUACAUUACCUAUAUAGCCAUCAGGCUCCCUCUACAGGGUCAAAGGUCAGCACCAGGGUCACCAUGGCCAUACCCAAAGGAAAUAAAAUCAGAGACUGACGUUCUUUCCUUAGACAUAGCUAACUUCGAAAUACGAUCCAAGAUCACCGGAUGUGACGUCAUUGACAAAGGAAUAGCGAGAUACAAGGCAAUGUUAGGCUUUGGGGCCAAGGACGAAACACUACUAACAGUGGAUGAUUUACAGAUUCACGUGGAAAACACGUCGUGUCAUACAUACCCUUACCUGGGAAUGGAUGAAUCCUACACGCUGAUUGUUGACAGGCAUGCGACCCUCCGGGCUAACAGUAUAUGGGGCGCUCUGAGGGGACUGGAGACAUUUAGCCAGUUACUGUAUACUUCUGCUACAGGAAAGGUAAUAAUUAACAAGACGAGGAUCGUAGACGAGCCCCGUUUUCCUCACCGUGGUAUCAUGCUGGACACUGCCCGUCAUUUCAUUCCACUACCCGUUCUGUUUAAGAAUUUGGAUGCCAUGUCGUACAAUAAGUUCAAUGUGUUCCAUUGGCACAUUGUCGACGACCAGUCCUUUCCCUACCAGAGUAUCAGGUUCCCAGGUCUGUCACAGAAGGGAGCCUACAGCCCCGUCCACGUAUACAGUCAGACAGACAUACACACAGUGUUGGAGUAUGCCAGGUUAAGGGGCAUCAGAGUUAUCAUCGAGUUUGAUACACCGGGGCACACCCAGUCAUGGGGAAAAUUUGACCGUAACCUACUUACCCCAUGCUGGCAUAAUGGGAAAAAGGGAGAGGCAAAAUAUAUGUAUCAUGGCGAGUACGAGAUCAUGAAUCCAAUGCUGAACUCGACCUUCACCUUCCUGGAGGAACUUUUCUCUGAGGUGACAUCAGUAUUUCCAGAUGAUUAUAUACACCUUGGAAUGGAUGAGUCAUACCAUCAUUGUUGGGCUUCAAAUCCGAACGUCGGAGACUUCCUGACCAAUUUUCUAGGAUUAAAUGCCUCCGACUUCUCCGGCUUAGAGCAGUACUAUAUCCGACGGGUACUUGAUAUCCUGUCCAACACAAAAAAGAAAGCCAUCAUAUGGGAGGACCCCAUAGAGAAGGGAUUGAAGGCAGACAAGGACGUUUUGGUGGAGGUUUGGAAGAACAGGCAGGACUGGGCAUCCAACAUGGAGAACGUGAUCCAGAAAGGUUACUCAGCCAUUCUCUCCUCCUGUUGGUAUCUUAACUACAUCAGCUACGGCCAGGACUGGCGUAAAUACUACGAAUGUGACCCACACCAUUUCGAAGGAACGGCCCAGGAAAAGUCGCGUGUUGUAGGAGGAGAGGCGUGUGUCUGGUCCGAGUAUGUAGACGCCACCAAUCUCCUUCCCAGACUCUGGCCUCGUGCAUCCGCCGUAGCUGAGAGAUUAUGGAGUCCGGCGCACAUGAACAAUACGGAUGAUGCUUCCUUCCGACUUGACCAGCAUAGGUGCAGGAUGGUAAGGCGAGGCAUCCCAGCUGAACCAAUCCUUAAUGGCUUCUGUGGUGAUUAUGAAGUAAAAAACAGUAGAAGUACAAACACAGGAUCGACUGUUCUGGACGGCUCCUCAGUAUUAAUCUACCUAGGGAUGUUCCUAUUUCUAAAGUUCUAUCUGCAGUGACUGACUCAGGAGUCCCGGUGUUCAAACAAAAUUAGAAGGAAACUCAAAACACCAUUUACAAUUUCUCAUCAAAUAGGAUACUGGUACAUGUAGUUCUCAUACAAAGCAUACCGGAAAAAAAAAUGCGCCAAUUUAUGUUUUGCGGUAUACUCACACUAUGAAUAAUGAAAUGUGAGUGUGCUGUAUAACAUUCGCAUUAGUAUUCGGAAUAUCAUCCAUCAAAUUCUAUAUUCUGCUACCUGUGGUUUGGAGAAAGGCUCGAACAUUUCAAUUGAAUCAUUGAUAUGACAAUGCAACAGAAUGUACAGGAUUUUGCACAAAAUGAAAAAUAACAUGUUUGUAACAAUUGAAGAAAGGGUCCAGGUGUCAAAAACACUUCCAACAACUCUACACGUGUAUACUGAUUUUUCCAAUA